ACUCUACCUUUAAUGGACAAAUAAUUGAUGUUUAAAAAUAUGUACAGUAUAACAUUUAAUCAUCACCUGCUCCAGGCAACGCAUGAACGUAAAUUUCAGCAUCCAGGCGCUUAUGAUUUCUAAAGAGGGAUUUAAAAAAAAUUACAUGUAAAUAAUUCGUGCAUUUACGUUGAAACUAAAAACGUACUUAAUACAGUGACAAAAUAUUGCAUUUUUACUUCGUCACUUCCCACUACUACCAAGUUCAAUGGCCCGGAUGUGUAUUUGCGCUUGGAAAACGGACGUGAGAUCACAGCAUAAGAAAUUCAUGAUGCUCAUCAAUGAUCCACUCCAAUCGCAGAGGUCUGCCUGGGAGGAGGAGGUUGGUAAGGAGAAGGGUGGGUGGGUGCACCUGCUGUCCCGCGCCUCGCUGCAGUGAGAGUCGGAUCACCACCACACAGCGAGGAGAGGGAACACCUGGCUUGCACGCCGCACGCUUACCAGGGCGUGGGGGUCCUCCAAAGAACGUCAUACCCGGCAACGAUGUCCCAUCUGGGUGGCGUCGGACGCACGGGCAGCUUUUUCUCGGCGUGCCUUCUCUCUGUGUGUCAAGCCCUGCGGAGCUGCGGGGAGGUCCAGUGCGCCGACGGCCAACAGUGCUGCCCGCCCAUCGUCGCCGGGAACGGGAGUAGCGGCGGUGACGGAGGUGGUGGUGGUGGAGGAGGAGGAGGAGGGGGAGGGGGCUCAACUGUUCGGUGUUGUAAGCUUCCGAUCCACAUCUUCUUCGACAACGUGGGCUGGUUCACGCGGAAGUUGUCGGGCAUCCUCAUCCUGUUGCUGCUCUUCGCCAUGGGCUACUUUAUCCAGAGGAUAGUGUGCCCGAGACCGCGCCGCCACCCGCAUCAGGACCGCGGGGAGGAGCCCUCGCUCUUCCACGGCCCGGCGUCCGCCUCCCAGGACUCCCUGCUGGAUCGCUACCCCGAGUGCAACCCGGUGGACUUCGCCUCGCCCAACCUGCCAGCCUACGACGAGGUCAAGUAUUUGCCCACGUACGAAGAGAGCAUGCAGGAGAUGCACCGGGACCGCUCCGACGACAACUUGCUGGCCGAAAACGAGACGAGCGGUCCGGGCAGAGGCAGGGCGGUGCGGCCGGGGGGUGGAGAGCACAGAAUGGAUGUCCUGGAGGGCUCGGAAGGGCAGCAGCCCGGCCCAAGGACAUCUCGGAACUCUGUCUGAUGGAAACAACGUGCAUUAAGACAAUAUCCUCUUAAGAGUUUUAGUUGACUUUUACUCUCAAGUGCAAUUUUAACAUUGACUGUUGACAAUAAAAGAGAGUCUAAAAUCGCCUUUUGGAUGCAAAUGAGCGUCUGGGAUGAUUUUUAAAAAAAUUAUUCUCUUCGUUUUGAAGACAGAUAGUUGAAAUUGUAUUAAGUUGUACGGUACUAAAGCAUGUAAAUUUUGGGUGCUUACCGCUGCAAAGAAAAAUAUCAAAUUUGUAUUUUAACCCCCCUCGGAAUGGAUUCACUUGAAUUUCACUUAAAACUCACAUCGGCCAACAUGAACACUUUCAAAAGUCUCUUGUGUCUUAGAGAGGAGGGGAUUGGGGCGGGGGGGGGGGGGGCGUGUGCAGGAACCAUCAUUCAUUCUGCAGGCAUUGCUGCCUAAUGAAAUAUGAGGUGACCUUUUUGCAACAAUUCAAAAACUACUCUUGACACCACAUAUAUCACAGUGCCGGGAUUUAUAUCCUGCUUACGUGGUUUAAAUAAGCAGAAAGACUUACUUUGAGUAUGUCAUGAAAAAAAAAAGAACAUUUCACAGUUACAUACCAGUCUGGUUUCUUUUUCAAAGCUCCGCAAAGUGGAACGUGAUUGCGGUGGCUCAGGUAAUCCAACACUGGCUGACCAUGACUGAUGGCCUUGCUCCUCCAGAGAGAAAUCUGUGGGUGGAUGGGGUUAGCACUUAGAGCACAAAUCCAUGUUUAGAACCCACUUAAGGGCCAGAUGAGAGGGGAAUGACCCCUGAGAAAGUGGUGGUCAUUUUACGAGGCUUAAGAGCUGUGAACGCUGAGUGACGUUCUCACAUGCGCGACUGUAUGAGCGUUUUCCAGGAGCCUACAUGAAAUUUUAACUAAGGGUCAAUAUAAAACCUUUUCCUCCAAUAAACAUGGAGACAUGCACAUCAAUGCCAGGGUACAAAAAAAAGAAAAGUGUGAGGAGUAUGAUUUCAGUUCCUCUGUACCAAAUGCGAAUAAACAUUUAUUGCUUACUAGCUUUCAGUUAAGUGGCAAGGCUUUCAUAUCUUUGCAUUUGUAUUGUAUGGUAACGGAAUUAAAUUUACCCUUUCAAGGACAGCGUAUCAUGUUAUCAGGUUACGGGUGUCGAUGGAAGGGUUGAAUGAGAUAUUGUUCACUUUUUCCUCACAAUUUAAAAUAGUUCCCUGAUGUAUGAACAUGUCUCCUUUUCAUCAAGUGUCAACAAUUUUGAAAUCUACUCACGCUAUUUCAUGUCUGGCUGAAAUGAGUUUAUUUUGAAGAGACAACCGUGUUAUAUCAAAGUAAGGCGUGCGGGCUUUGGUUACGAUAUGACUAAGUUAGGGCGGAGCGACUGUGAGCAUCUUCUACAAGUGGGGGAGGAAAAAAGGGAGUGCGUAUAAUGAAAAUAAAACCCCUAAUACUCAUAAUUUUGUCCAUCAAUGAGAGCCAAGUAUGCACGUGCCGGUUUUUAGAAGAUAACGCCGUUUGAAUGCGUUGAUCUGUGCUUUAAGCAAAACUCAACGGAGCUCUGCUUACCUUUUGGCUUUGGCUAUGGAGAUGGCUAAUAACACUAUGUGUCGCCCGCCUGUGGCUCUAGUUAAGGUCAUUACAGCUAACUAGUACCACCAUAUGCUGUUUUUCGGGCGGGUGGCGUGUGGUGUUUAUUUAAGUGGAUGUCACGAUUUAUUUAGGCCUACUAGAGAGGAACCCACUAUUUGAGGAGUUACAGUACUGAUGCAAACAUUAGAAUCCAAACCACAAUGUUGUGUUAUGCUUUUCUUCUUAUCGCUGUUUAUUAUGAGCAUUUUAACAAAUGGCCUUUUGCACCGACUAAGCGUAGCUGAAAACUCCCCAAUUUUUGGAUGCAUGUGCAUCCCAGACAAGGACGUGCUGGGAACUAAAUUUGACAUAUGGCGUAUGCGUUAACAGCGGCCGUCACCCGCCGACAAAUAAUUGUUGACGGGAGUUGAGUGGUGGGGCGGAAUGGGGGUGGUGUGAUGCAUUGCAAACAUGUUGACACACAGACAUGCACCGAAACAUAGUCGGUGACGACAAUACUAA
Molecule: messenger RNA, 3292 nt
Organism: Hippocampus zosterae (dwarf seahorse)
Lineage: Eukaryota; Metazoa; Chordata; Actinopteri; Syngnathiformes; Syngnathidae
Exons: 1
Coding region: 523-1215 (230 amino acids)
Source: RefSeq, a predicted model, not a curated record